Molecule: messenger RNA, 723 nt
Organism: Aricia agestis (brown argus)
Lineage: Eukaryota; Metazoa; Arthropoda; Insecta; Lepidoptera; Lycaenidae
Product: fibrohexamerin-like
Exons: 5
Coding region: 1-723 (240 amino acids)
Cellular component (GO): extracellular region
Molecular function (GO): structural molecule activity
Source: RefSeq, a predicted model, not a curated record
AUGAUCGCGUUGAAAGCAUUGUUAUAUUUCAACAUACUACUAUUGUGCCAUGGACAAAAUACACUUAAUAUUUCAAAUCAAAAUAUAACAGAUCCGAUUGACGAGUACAUCGAGCGUCCCUGCGAGAUCUUCGACAAGUUCUGUAUCCGGCAGUUCCUCGCGCAGCACUCCAAGUGCAAGCCGGUGGACGGUCCGGUACCGGAUCCGCUGUACCGCGACAAGACCACCGGAUACGCGCCUCAUGCGAACGUCACGUUUAUACCCAUUGCUGUCACCGUCAGCGGCUUGAAUGGCAGAAUCGAGGAGUUUUACAUCAACAGAAAGACUGACAGACUACUUCUAGCAGUAGAGUUCACCAACCUCUACGCUGCUUCUCCCUACGCCUACCUGAGGUACCACCGCCGCGCUCAGGAGCCGCUGGUGUAUAAUGACUUUGGAAGCAUCAAUUUCACUUCUCUCGUCUUGACGAUCACCAUACCGAACUUAAAGGAUCUUCAGCUGGAGAGAUCGGAAGUGUUCGCGUACUCCCCCGGCAUACCCGUCAUUAUACUUGGCGGCAGAUUCACUGCCCAAGGCGUCGAACCGGAAGUGGUGCGAGCAGUGGCCGACAUAUUCGCCAACUUCCCGAUAACAGUACGAGAGUUGAUGCUGAACGACAACCCUUUCUACAUCGGCUCUUACAUACAAUAUAACCUGUGCGACUUCGGACUCAAACUUAUCUGA